Fopius arisanus is the source of this 3485-nucleotide messenger RNA. RefSeq names its product sarcalumenin. NCBI's taxonomy places the organism in Eukaryota, Metazoa, Arthropoda, Insecta, Hymenoptera, Braconidae. Gene Ontology annotation, molecular function: GTP binding. Bases 190 to 2637 code for a protein of 815 amino acids. The transcript is spliced from 10 exons. The record is from RefSeq and is a predicted model, not a curated record.
UAGUCGGUACCCGAAGGGGAUUUGGUGGUUCAUCUUGGAUGUCGGACGAGGGACAGUUAACUUACCGGGACUGUUUAGUGCAAGAGGGUGUUAAGAGCUGUCUCAAUCGGGACAGCUAUACAAUUUUUACCCAUUUUAAAUAAAAACAAAAAGUGUCUGUGGCUAAUUAACAAUUAACAACGAAAAAUAAUGACCGGCUCAGUAAGGCUGAGGCCUGCACUGCUCCUGGGCCUCAUUAUUGCACUUCUGACCGUGGCCUUGCAGGUUGUGCAAGGUGAUGAUCAAGUGGAUCAGGUGCUGUCUGAAGUCCAAUGUCGACCGUAUAUCGAAAAAGCUCUGAAGGAUCGUCAAACGGGACCUGCUGAUGAAGGGAGUCAGGAGAAUGAAGGCAGCGAAGCUGGUGAAGAGGAUGAACAAUUGACCACAGCCUCACUCGAAUCUAAAGAGGAUGAUAGCAAGGCGGACGAUCCAACCGAAGAAACCGAUGACGAUGAAAAAGCGACGUUAGAAACAGUAGAAAUUGAAGACGAAAAGGAAUCUGGUGAAGGAACUGUUGAAGUGACAGAGAACGAAGAACUUUUAGAAGAAGCAGAAGUGUCUCUUCAAGAUGACGACCAAGAUUCCAAGGAGACGACGAAAUCAGAGGGGGAAGAUUCCAAGGAGGGCACCCAAGAGGAGGCAGAUGAUCCUUCCAAAGAAGCCUCUGGGGAGCAACAGAUCGACUCCGUUGAAGGCGAGGAAGAAAUGCAAAAAAGCGAUGACGAUGAAAAAUCGGAGCAGAAACCUGAUGAAGCAAAAUCUGAAUCUGAAGAGGUAGCCGAUGUGGGAGAAACGGUCGAGGAGAUUGAAGGGGAUUCGAACGAAACGAGGGAAGAAGAAAAGGAGAGAGAAGAAGAAAGUGAGGAGAAAAAUGAAACGACUGAAGAAGGUGAGAAGUCCGUUGAAGAGGUUGGAAAUACACAGGAGGAGGAAGCAGAUACUCAAGAGGUAGAUACCGAAGGAGAAGAGAGUGAUCAAAGGGAAUCGAAGGAGGAGACGGCUGAGAGUGUAGAAGCGGAAGAAUUGCAGGAAACUCGUGAAAGCGAUGAGCAGGCGAAGAGCAGAGAGGAAGGAGAUGCUGAAGAAGAAACUGUAAGUGAAGAAAAAGGAGAACAAGGAGAAGAAGAAAGUGAAGAGAAGAACGAGGAAGACAAAGAGGAGGGAAAGCUUUCUCAAAAUGAGGAAGAUGAUGAUGAAGAAGACGACGAAGAAGAUGCAGAGUCUACCGAGUCAACCCCCGAGGAAGAAUUGAUACAAGAGAUUGAAAUCCCCGAGAAUUUGAGACCCAAGGAGCAUCUUAAUCAAAUUCUUCGGUUAGAUCAGGAUCAUGAAAUUAAAGAAGCGGCAAUUGAGAAAGCCUCUGAUGUAAUUCUUAAAGAAUUGAAGAGGCUCUAUGAUACUGCUAUCAAACCUCUGGAGAGCCUUUACAAGUACAGAGAUCUGAGCAAUAGACAUUUCGGAGAUCCGGAGAUUUUCUCGAAACCCCUCGUGCUAUUCAUGGGCCCAUGGAGUGGCGGAAAAUCGUCCAUAAUAAAUUACCUUCUGGACACAGAGUACACGCCAGCCGCACUCAGAACAGGAGCGGAACCCUCGCCUGCGUACUUCAAUAUUGUAAUGCACGGUGAAGAAGAAGAGGUGCUAGAUGGUACACAAUUGGCUGCUGAUUGGACGUUUUCGGGACUUCAGAAAUUUGGCCAGGGUAUGCUGGACCGUCUCCGAGGUUUGAAGCUUUCGCAUAAACUCCUCGAGAAGGUUAAUAUAGUAGAAAUUCCAGGAAUUCUCGAGAUUCGUAAACAAGUUCAACGUCUAUUUCCUUUCAACGACGCCUGUCAGUGGUUCAUUGACAGAGCCGACAUAAUAUUCCUCGUUUAUGAUCCAUCGAAAUUGGACGUUGGCCCAGAAACCGAGGCGAUUCUCGAUCAGCUCAAGGGAAGAGAGUACCAGACAAGAAUAAUUUUAAAUAAAGCCGACCAAGUGAAACCGGAAGAGCUCAUGAGAGUCCAAGGAGCACUCAUCUGGAACAUAUCACCCUUGAUGUCGAGUGCUGAGCCACCAAUCAUGUAUUCUACUUCUUUGUGGUCAUUGCCUUAUGAAGCUGGUGCACCAACGCGACUUCUUUAUGCACAGGAAAGAGCUUUUCUGAGGGAUUUGCGCUCUGCUAUUGACAAAAGAGUUGAACACAAAAUAGCUAGUGCUAGGAGAUUCGCCGUACGUGUUCGCAACCAUGCAAAAAUGGUAGAUUGUUAUUUAACCACUUACUACAACCACAAGACUUUCUUCGGUAACAAAAAAGAAAUAAGCGACCGAAUAAUAGAGAAUCCCCAAAACUAUCACAUCUACGAAGGUCUCAGUACAUUGACGAAUAUCUCACGCUACGAUCUCCCCGAUCCGGACGUAUACAGAGAUUUUUUCCGUUUGAAUUCCCUCUACGAUUUUCCAUCUCUCAGUUCCACUUGCACGUACUUCCGUGGCUGUCCAAUCAACAGGUUGGACGUGGCUAUUGCUUAUGAUUUACCAGAGCUUGUUGGCAAGUACAAGAAACUCGUUGAAGCAACAGUGAAUGCAGAGGAAGCAUCCAACCAGCCUCCAACAAGUUGAGAGUUAAAUUCAAAGCCACAAAGAAGAGCAAACCAAAAAAAUACGGAAGACAAUAAAAAAAAACAUUUUUCUAAUCUUCAUUAAUUAAAAAGUGCGCACAUCGACAUCAUUAAAUCUGUCGCAUUCGCUUGCGUCUGCACCUUCUGAAAUCCAUCGAUAAAUUGCUCUCUCCGUUAUUGUAUGUCUUGGCUGCGGGCAGCGCAAGGCAACGAAAAAUCAUUGAAAAUAAUCAACAAAGAUUUGACAAAAAUCUCCUAUAUCCAAUUGUUAUUCCUUUGUUCAAUCCAAUCCAUUGCGACUUAUGAAUGUAACAUUUAGAUAAUAAAAAGAAAUUAAUGUAUUCACGUGGUGAAGAAAGAAAAAGAAAUAGUGAAAAUAAGAAUACAUGAAAUUUAAUUUAUGUAAUUGUUUGUUUGGCGAAAAAAUGCGUCAUCGCUAUUUAUAUGCAUUUUUUUCUAGCAUAUACACAACUAUUUAUUUAUCUACAAUGAUAAUGGAAUGAAUUGAAAAUCAUGGAAUUUCAUGAUCAGUGCUGAAUCAUUGAUUCAAUAAGAGAAAUUUAUCGAAACAGAUACGAAUUUUUGUAGAACUGCGACGAACCCAUCGGUUCAAUCAACUCAAUUCUUCAGUGAAAUUGUUAAGUACGAAGAGAUAAUGCCAAAAGGAAUAUAAUGAGUGAUAUUACCGAAGAAGGAAUACUCGACGAACUAUACUAUAUUACGUUUCAUCACUUCACUGGAGAAUUGAUUACGCCUUCAAUUAAUUUAAAACGUUAUUUUAAUCUCUAGGUUUAAGUAGGAAUAUUGUUGUAUGUAUCUCCGUUUUUAAAUAAGAUUGUGUGUGGCGGA